UGGAUAAACUUAUGGAAUGUAUGUACACAUCGCCUUCAGCCGGUCUUGCAGUAUUUUUAUUUACGUUUCUGCAAAUGCUGUAAAAAAAGAAAAGUUCGAUGUGUUUUCUGAUACAAAGCGCACAAAAAGGUCUGUGAUUUAUUAACAAUGUGCGCAAACAAUCCGCGGCCAGCAACAUCAUCAGCAGUACCCGGUGCCCAUGCAAAACUCUGCUCCGAGGGACGCGUCAGUUUGUAUUGUUUCCUGGCCACAGCGAGUCUGGUGCUGCUGCCCUCAGUUCCACAGAUCUAUUAUGGAAUUGUGCCAAAUGUUUGGGGGGCCAUCCUGUGGGGACCGGUGCUCUACUAUGCUUUAAUCAACAUGAUAAUACGGUUUGUGCUCAGGAACAGCAAUUAUCAGGUUGCCAUACGCGCCUCGUUUCUUGGCUUUACAAUGGCUGUGAGCGUUCUAGUCAUUUGUUUUGCACCCUCACAAUGGCAGCAGUUUGGCGUUUACGGCUGCUUUAUGUCCAUCUUUCAUUACUCGGAGUUUCUGGUCAUUGCGUGGGCAAAUCCACGCAGCCUAUCCUUGGACUCCUUCAUGCUAAAUCAUUCGGUGCACUAUGGCCUGGCCGCGGCAGCCAGUUGGACGGAAUUUAUUCUAGAGCUCUACUUUCUGCCAGAUUUCAAGCGUUACGCCCACGUUUGGCUACUAGGCGUGCUGUUGUGCGCCGGUGGCGAAGUGGUGCGCAAGGUGGCCAUCGUUACGGCAGGUCGCAGCUUUACGCAUUUGGUGCAGGAUGAAAAGCAUUCGGACCACAAGCUAAUCACCAGCGGCAUUUACGCUUACAGCCGCCAUCCUUCGUAUGUGGGCUGGUUCUACUGGUCCAUUGGCACACAGGUGGUCCUGAUGAAUCCGCUGUGUAUUUGCAUUUAUACGCUAGUCAGCUGGCUGUUCUUUCACGAUCGCAUAUACGUUGAGGAGUACUCGCUCCUGAAUUUCUUUCAGUCCGACUAUGUACGCUAUCAGAAGCGAGUGUCAACGGGGCUGCCCUUCAUCAAAGGCUAUCUGAUUGAGUAGGGGUCAGGUUGGGAUCACAAAUGUCAUCCACACAAAUGCAAAUGAAAUUAAAAAACAAAUUUAGCUUUAGGUUUUCCAUAGUCUUUUCGACUUUUGUAUGGCCAACCAUUAAAAAUGUCAAUAUUUGCACAUUUGAUUUAAAGUAUUUUAAAAAUCUAAUAAAUUGAGUUGCUUUAUGUUGAAAA
Molecule: messenger RNA, 1244 nt
Organism: Drosophila grimshawi
Lineage: Eukaryota; Metazoa; Arthropoda; Insecta; Diptera; Drosophilidae
Gene: ste14
Product: protein-S-isoprenylcysteine O-methyltransferase
Exons: 3
Coding region: 148-1059 (303 amino acids)
Biological process (GO): C-terminal protein methylation
Cellular component (GO): membrane; endoplasmic reticulum
Molecular function (GO): protein C-terminal S-isoprenylcysteine carboxyl O-methyltransferase activity
Source: RefSeq, a predicted model, not a curated record